UAUAUAUGUCAGACAUGUGGGAAGGCCUUUAAUCAGCCCUCAUAUCUUAAUAGACAUAUGAAUAUUCAUAGUGGAGAGAAACCUCAUAAAUGUCAGACAUGUGGGAAGGCCUUUAUUCACACCUUGUCUCUUUAUAGACAUAAGAACACGCAUAGUGGAAAGAAGACUUCUAUAUGUCAGGAGUGUGGGAAGGCCUUUGCUGGAGCCUCAAAACUUACUGUACAUCAGAGAAUUCACACUGGAGAGAAACCGUAUAUAUGUAAGGAAUGUGGGAAGGCCUUUGCUGCAGCCUCAAGUCUUACUGUACAUAGGAGAAUUCACACUGGAGAGAAACCGUAUAUAUGUAAGGAAUGUGGGAAGGCCUUUGCUAAAGCCUCAAGACUUAGUGAACAUAGGAGAAUUCACACUGGAGAGAAACCGUAUAAACCAUAUAUAUGUAAGGAAUGUGGAAAGGCCUUUGCUGCAGCCUCAAGACUUACUGUACAUAGGAGAAUUCACAUUGGAGAGAAACCAUAUAUAUGUAAGGAAUGUGGGAAGGCCUUUUCUGAAGGCUCAAGUCUUAGUGAACAUAGGAGAAUUCACACUGGAGAGAAACCAUAUAUGUGUAAGGAAUGUGGGAAGGCCUUUGCUAAAGCCUCAAAACUUACUGUACAUAGGAGAAUUCACACUGGAGAGAAACCGUAUAUAUGUAAGGAAUGUGGGAAAGCCUUUUCUGAAGCCUCAAGACUUACUGUACAUAGGAGAAUUCACACUGGAGAGAAACCGUAUAUAUGUAAGGAAUGUGGGAAGGCCUUUGCUAAAGCCUCAAGACUUAGUGAACAUAGGAGAAUUCACAUUGGAGAGAAACCAUAUAUCUGCAAAGUAUGUGGGAAGGCCUUCUGUCAAUCUCAGUACCUUCGGAAUCAUAGCAGAAUUCACAGUGGA
Messenger RNA from Sorex fumeus (smoky shrew), 924 nucleotides. Its product is annotated as zinc finger protein 675-like. Gene Ontology annotation, biological process: regulation of transcription by RNA polymerase II. Lineage: Eukaryota; Metazoa; Chordata; Mammalia; Eulipotyphla; Soricidae. Gene Ontology annotation, molecular function: RNA polymerase II cis-regulatory region sequence-specific DNA binding; DNA-binding transcription factor activity, RNA polymerase II-specific. The transcript is spliced from 2 exons. Gene Ontology annotation, cellular component: transcription regulator complex; PcG protein complex. The record is from RefSeq and is a predicted model, not a curated record. The annotation marks the transcript as partial.